Paramuricea clavata is the source of this 7631-nucleotide messenger RNA. NCBI's taxonomy places the organism in Eukaryota, Metazoa, Cnidaria, Anthozoa, Malacalcyonacea, Plexauridae. The record is from the annotation of a GenBank genome assembly.
AUGCCUUGGAAUUGCAGCAUUUGUGACGUUUUUGCCGCAGAUGAUUUAAAAGUGCUUUUAAAUCAUAUUGGUAGAUGCCACCGAAAUUACCCCAAUUUUCACUGCGUAUGUGGCAUUGAUGGUUGCGUGAAGACGUAUAAAAAAUAUUAUUCCUGGAGAAAACAAAUCCAAAAAAAACACAAUGUCGUCGAUACAGGCGAUCCGCUUGACGGAGAUAUGGCAGAGCCAAUGAACAUUGAUGCAAAUAACCCAGAAGAGGAUAAUGUUAACACAAAAUAGAUCACAAGAGCUAGUGCCUUAUACUUGCUGAAACUGCAAGAAGAGUGUUUUUUACCAAAAACAACAGUGAAAGGUGUUGUUGAAAAUACCAAGACCAUUGUACAAGAAACCUUAUUAGUUGUAAAAACGCAGGUGGAACAAUGUUUAUCCAAAAAUAAUAUAGAUCCUCAAGGUGUUCCGGAAUUAAAAUCGAUUUUUCAAGAAAGUAGUGCUAUCACAAAUCCGUUUAAUGAUUUGGAAACACAAUCACAACAAAAAACCUAUUACAAAGAGAAUUUUCAAUUAAAGGUGGGUAAAUAUUUCAAUUGUGAAAUUUGAGCUCCCCUAUUCCUGGACACCCUGUUUUAUUUAAACAAAUAACGUUUUUUAGCCUUCCCCCUGCAGCCCUCACCCCAAAUAAACCUCUCUCUCUGAUAAGCACCUUCUGAUACCCCCCCCCCCGGCAAAUAGAGAGAAUACGGUAUAUUUUGUACUAUAUUCUAUAGCCCCCAAAAGCUGAUGUUUAUAUGCCAUUGUAGGGUACUCACAAAAAAUUAAAAUGUUACUAUAUGUUUCCUUCUGUUUUAAUUUAAAAGGAGCCUCAAAGGAUUGUCCUCGGACAAAAAGAAGUAUAUAAGAGACGAAAGGGGACAUUCCAAGCAACUCAAUCCAAUGACGAAGCCUAUUAUAUUUCCAUUCUUGAUAGUUUAGAACAACUCCUCAAUGAUGAAUUUGUGUUAGAGCAGGUACACCACCUUGACUUUGAAACCAACUGUAAUGAGCUUACUGUACAUUAGACGAAAACGUUUUUUGAUGGGUUAUACAAGGGGGCUUAUAUGUGGACAGAAUUCCAGGCAGAGACUUUCUGGGGGGGGGUGCACCCCCCCCCAGAAAUGAUUUGCACCCCCCAGAGGCAUUUGGCACCGCCCCAAAAUGUUUUUGCACACCCGCAAAUUAUAUAUAUUUUGAUAGUUUCAUAUUUGAUUAUUUUUACUACUAAAUUUGUAAAAUUACCAAUAUUAUGGUCUCAGAUCUUGCCAUGCAGGCCUAAAACAAAUUUUGUUAAACUUUUUCCUUGGUCUUUCCGGGUGUUGCCACCACGCCCCAGCCAACGCAAGCAGCAGCACCACCACCCCCCCCCCCCAGAUUAUUUAUCCACCCCCCCUGAACGAAAAUAUGAAAAUCCGUCUCUGCGGAAAUAAUAUAGGCCUACCAUCAAGGUGUUCUGUAACAUGUGAUAUAUUGUAACAGUACACCUUGAUGGUAGACCUAUAUUAGGGGGGGGGGGGUCGGAGGUUUACGGCACUGGAAAAAUUAUCACACCACUAUUAAACAAAAUCUAGCACACUAUAAUUUAUUCACUCCAACCCAAACAACAAAUUGGAAUUCUAUAGUUGAAGUUUCUAGCACAAGGCACAGUUUUUUAAUUAACCUGUUUUAUUAAUUUUUUGAUCUCAUGUUAUACAGGUUGAAAACCCUCACACAAGUACCGACGGUCUUAUUAGAGAUUACUGCGAUGGACAACAGUUUAAGAAUCACCCAUUGUUUUCUGUUGAUCCAACUGCUCUGCAAAUCAUGUUAUACUACGACGACUUAGAAACGGCCAAUCCACUUGGAUCGAGAGCAGGAAAACAUAAACUUGGUAUGUUUACUUUGAAAAAUGGUAUUACAGGUAAAUAUUAUGUAAAUGGUAAAUGUUUUCACAAUUCUAUAUUUUAGGAGGAUUUUACUACAUGCUUGGCAAUAUUAACCCUAUGUAUCGGUCGUCAAUGAAGGCUAUACAACUUCUAUGCUUGUGCAAAACCGUUGAUAUAAAAAAGUAUGGAAUAGACGCAGUUCUUGAACCUUUUAUGGUCGGACUUACAAAAAUUGGAACAGGUACUGUAAAAGUUAACCCAACCAGACGUUCUACUAGAGAUACUUCAUUACAUUGAAGUUUUGCUUCAAAUGAGUAAGGGGCCAUUCACGAAAUACGUCAUGAUCCAAGGGAGGAAGGGUUGUGUUUAACAAAGGGGGAGGGGUGGGAGGGGGUAUCACAAACUUUGUCACCUGGCGUAUUGCCAUUGAUACAGGAUUGAUAACGAGGAGGACAAAUUUUCUAUGCUGUUCUAUACCACAAACAACAAUAUACUGUAAAGCUAACUGUAUGCUAUCUGUGACAAUGUUGCUGAUAUUGUAUUGAAAUAUAAUUAUUAAAAUUACGUUCCAAGUAUGUUAUCACAUAUUAAAUUUGUUAUGUGUGUGUCUGGGGGAGAAUCCCUUACAGUCACAUAAUUUUUGUAAGGGGGUAAUGCAAACUGUCACAUGUCAUAAUGAGGGAGGGGGGGGGGGUAAAAAGUUGGCAAAAAAGCAUCACAUGUUUUGUGAAUAGCCCAUAAUAUCAAGAAAAAAAAUUACACAAAAUAUUUUAAUUAUAUUUAUAUUAUAUAUACAUGCUUACAAUGAUUUUCAAAAUAUUUUAGUGAGAAUUAUUGCAAAAUUUAAGCACAACAAAAUCAUAACAUCACCGUUAUAGUCUAGCGCGCGUGCUUUAUAUUGACAGCUAAAUUCCAGGAUAAAUUGGGGUUUUUUCCUUCAAACUUUAAAAGUCAUUCACGGCGCAUAUUUCUGUUGUGAUGGUUUGUAUUAUGCUUUAGUUUGUAUAUCUAAGUUAUCUAACUUAUUUUUGUUCAGUUUCGGUAUUAUAAAUACUGUACGGUUUAAAAUGUCUUUUGACAAUUUGUUUACGUUUGCUAUUUUUAGCAGUUCUUGUGACAUAAAACUGACAUUUGAAGUAAGAGUAUUUUUCAGGGAGGUCGCGUAAUUUUGAAAACGGGUGUAAGAGUAAUAUGAAAUGACAAAAUAACCAUGCAUACUACUAUGCCAUUGAUCUUCUGCCAUUUUAUCAUGAACAUGGCAGGUCGAACCUACAGUGCUAACUUCGCCAUUAUCCGUAGAUUUAAUUUACAUUCCACACAAACUUUGAUUAGGAUGAUGGCCACCCAUUCUUGAUUAAUGGUGAAGUGAGAAAAUAUCGUGGUUCAUUAUGCUAUGGAUCCGGAGAUAAUCCUGGAAUUCAUUCGUUAGGAGGAUUUAAAGAAGGUUGCCAGGCACACCGAAAGUGUCGCCACUGUCUUGGAAAUCAUGAGGAGAUUAAAUGUAUGGUAAGUGAACAUCAUAUGCACGAGUUAUGCAUUAAUGUCCACACACCCUGGACUCAAAACAGUUUUUCAAUGGAGUAUGAUUAUCAAGAAAAGAUUCAUGUCUAUAAUAAGAGAGAUUCAUGUUCUAAAGAAUAAAGUGCAAUUUCACUAAGGUCUUUUUCAAAUCUGAUUUUCAUAUUACUGUAUAUCAAAUCUGAUUUUCAUAUUACUUGCAUUUAUAUAUUUUCAGUUUCAUGAGAAACAUUUUUUGCUUCGAACCCCCUGAAAGUUACGACAAACACUGUGAGGAAAUAUCAGCUUUUGGAGAGUAUUUUAGUAAAAUGUAUGGGAUUAACCGAAGAUCAAUCCUGAACAACAGCAGGUUUUUUCAUGUGGUUGGUGGACUGCCUACAGACGUGAUGCAUGACAUACUUGAAGGGGCAUUGCACUACGAAAUGAAGAUGUUGAAAGACUUUAUCAAGAAUGAAGCUUACUUAACCGUCGAUGAAUUAAACAACAGAUUAUCCAAAUUUGAUUUUGGAUAUUAUAAUGAUACAAACAAGCCAUCGCCAAUAACUGAGAAGAAGCUCUCGUCUAAUGACAACAGCCUGAAACAACAUGGUAGGUUCAUGUUUAACAUUUUUUUACUUUUUUAUAGAAUGGAGCCCAUAGUCAGUUUCAUCCAUAAAGUAUAUGAUGCUCGCAAGUAGUGUUUGCCCUUAGAGUCCUGGUCAACCACAAUACAUUGCGUGCACUUUUUUACAGUAUUCUCCAUUUUCAUUGGCUAUGAAAAUGGCGGACUUUAAUCCAAUUCUUUUGAUGGCAAACAAAUGAAUGAGUUAACAUUAAACACACAAUAAUGUGAUAAUUUAAAAUAUGGCAAAACAAGUUAAUUAUUUAUCAGGUUCAAUCAUCUGCAGACAUUGCAUGAUUCAAUUGUGAACAAACAUUACCUGUAUAAUGUCUUGUUAAUAGUAACAAUGUCUUACAUUUUUUGUUUCAAUUGUAUUGUGCUCUAAAGCUGCUCAAAUGUGGUGCUUGGCCAUUCACUUGCCGCUGAUCAUUGGGGAGUUGAUUCCACUGGACAAUGUUAAAUGGCAUCUCUACUUAAAAAUGCUGGAAAUAAUGUCGAUAUGCUUUUCUCCAACAAUAUCCAUGGAUCAGAUAGCAUACCUUCAAGUUCUAAUUGAAGAUCACCAUACCGAGUUCUGUAAUGUUUAUCAAGAAUGUUCAAUCAUUCCCAAGAUGCACUUCAUGAUCCACAUGCCAACCAUUAUGUUAAGGUAUUCUGAGGGCAGACUAAAAAUGCAAAUAAAUAUAGUAAGUUUUUAAUCGAUGUUUCAUAUUAACCCAUUUACUUCCAGUAGUCCACUACUGAUGAGUAAAAUCGUCUGGUGUUAAACAGAGUAAAUACUAAAGUAGGGCGCAAUGCCAGCUAAUGGGUUAAUAAGAGACAAUGGCUGAUAGGUUUGUUAACUCAUUUACUGACAAUACUGUACAACUCACAAGUAAAAUUGUCUGGCAUUAGACAGAGUAAAUACUAAAAUAGGCGCAUUUGGGCACAUUGCCAGUCAAUGGGUUAAAUAUAUCUUAAAAUGAAUAUAUACAUAUAUAUUAGAGGUGUGCAUCGGAUCGGAUUGGAUGUUUGUAAUCCGACAAUUGGCUAAUGUUUAAAAUCCGAUCCGAAAUUGUCUAAUCCGAAUCCGAUCCGAGUUCUAAUAAGGUAUUUCAAUCCGAUCCGAAGAAUUCUUUAAUAAAAUAAAUUUUUCAUUCACGUUGAAAUGUUUAACCAAAUCAAUAGAAAAACAAGAAAUACAUGUCAAGAAGCUGACAAAGUGAUGUCCAAAUGAAAAAUAUGACGUAUCAAACGAAAAAUGCAGUGACAACGGCGAGAAUGCUUUGAUAAAUGCAUGGAUAAUUAAUUCUUGCAAUAAUACACGGAUAAUUAAUUCAUUUUAUUUCGAAUAUCGAAGUCCGAUCCGACUGCGAAACAACUUUAUCAAUCCGAUCCGAUAUGUAUAUUUUUGUUACGAAAUCCGAACGAAUCGGAUCGGAUUUGCACACCUCUAAUAUAUAUAGCCCUGGGGGCACAUAGUGUACACCCCCAUAAGAAAAUAUUUUUGCAACCCCCCCCCCCAAGAUGUUAGCCCCCCCCCAAAAAAAAAGAAAAAUACAACCGGAAAUUUAAAUUGUAUUAAAUGACAGUAGUAUGCAUUUUUGGCACCCCCUGAAUUUUGGCCACCUUUCCUGAAUUUUUGGCAACCCCCCCCCCGAGAAAAAUCUGAAAAUCCGUCUCUGAUAUAUAGAGAGUGUGUGUGGUAAGUAUACAGUAUGUACUGUAAUGGUUUCGCCAUAUUAACUUUAGCCUAGGGCCACUUGUUCGAUCUUGGUGUAUGCGCUAUGAGGCCAAGCACCACUACUUCAAGAAACUGUGCACAAUUAUUGGCAACUACACGAAUCUUCCAUACACACUUUCAAUGCGUCAUCAACAUUGGGUGUGUUACAAGAUGAAUUCAUCCGGAAACCACAAAUCUUCCUUUUUGGAGAAGGGCAUUGAAACUGGAGCAGGUAAUUUUGCUGCCUUUUUAAAAUUGGUGAUAUCAAAACCCAGAAAGUAGAAACUACGCUGUAAAAUGCUAGCUUUGUAUUUUCAAUAUUAGCUUAAUAAUAAAUCAUAUGAAUAUUUCACAAAGUUCAAUCUUGCUCAUACCAAUCAUGAAUAUGUAGGCUGUAAAAAAUUACUACAGUGGAUCUGCUUACUGCUACAAAUGCAUAGCAUUUUACAAGCCAACACUCUACACAUCAAAUCCCUUGUAUACAGCAAAAGAUUACAGUUCAGAGGUAUACUUACCCAACAAUCAAGUUCUUUCAAUAAUCAUUUUCACUGUAUUGUUUACAUGAAGGUAAAACAAUUUGUGCAGGUGAGCUCAACUAUUUUGAAGCCUUGAAAGGAAAACAUAAUCAACUGCAGAGAACAACAAACAUUACAAAGUAAGCAUAAUAAAUGUUCAUUUUAUAUAAUAUAUAAAUAUUGAUUACAGUAUACUGUGGGUCCAUUCAUCUAUUGGUGUCAAUAAUAUUUCUAAACACGGUGUUAAAGUGCAUAGUAACUUAAUUCAGCUACAGUAGUAUGCUGCACAUACCCAGUGAUCUUGUGUUCGUAUUUUAGCCAAUCAGCGCUCAGAAAGGGUUGUCCGAAUAGAAAUCCAUUUUGAUGUAUUCAGUCAAUCAUAUCUUUCGUUAUUCUUUAUGAAACUAGUUGAAAUUUUGUAAUUAUGUUUGCUUAUGAGAACCAUAGCUCUGACAAAAAUAUGGAAUCGAAAUAAAGUAUAUUACAGGAGAUAUUCAGUUGUUUUAAUCAUAAAAUAGAUUUCUAUUUGACAACUAGUGCCAGUACUUUUCCGCGUAUCAAGAUCACCUGGUAAUUAUUUUGUUUUUGCUUUAGACUGAAAUGGAUAUCUGUUCAUGGAACAAGAUUUAAAGUGGGAGGUGUUGUUUUCAUUGGACACGAUGAUGAAGAAGUACCAAGAUUUGCUGUGGUGAAGGACAUGUGCGUUGUUGAGGAAAGUUUAGAUAAUUUAUGGCUGGUCACAGAAGGUUUGCUGACAACCUGUUUCAACCAACACUUCAAUGCAUAUGAAGUAAUGCCAAUUACAGAAGAUAAUUUGGUUCUGUUAAAACAACAUCAUCUCCCUUAUGCAGGGCCGUCCUCAGGAAAUUCUUCAGGGGGGGUGUAAUAAGGUCAAUUCAACCGACUGGUUCAAAAAAAAAUUUUCCGGAUCAAAAAUUUUUUGUCGACCCCCCCUCCCCCCCCCGUCACCAAAAAAUUUCGGUCAGUGUACCAUUUUAGGGGUCCAAAAAUUUUCCCAGACGUACAAAAAUUUUCCGGAACAUUCAAAAAUUUUCCGCACAUAACAAAUUUUCAACAUUUUUUUACAUUUUUCCAAAAUUUUUACAUUUUUCCUCAAAAUUUUCCUAAAAUUCCCACCACAUUCUUGCCCUUUGCGCCAAAAAUAUUUAACCCAAAUAGCAGUUCUACCGACUGAAUAGCAGUCCUACCGACCGAAUAACAGUCCUGCCGACUGAAUACAAUUACUGGGGGCUGUCACACCCCCCCCCACCCCCCCCGUAACUCCGGGCCUGCCCUUAUGGUCUCCAACUUCAUUGUAUUAAUAUUAAACAGGAUGGACAUGUAAAAGCUUGUAUUUGUCCAAAGUACCAAUUGCCACUAAUAUAAGAACAGAAAACUAG